CACCCCUUGUCAAAACAUUCAAAACAUACAAACAAAUUACCUCCAUAUAAAAUGUUCUUGUUGCUAUCACUUUCUUUUUGACUUGGGUGUGUAACAAUCUUAUAAAUUGCCCUCUAUCUAAACUACCCAUCAAACACUUUUUUUUCUUCCUUCUCUCCAUCAGCUCUGAGAUUUCAUAUAUAAAUACCUCCAUUGAUUUUCUUUGCUUUGAAGCAGAGCAGCAGUUUCAUCAAUGGCAGCAGCCUCUCAUUUCCUUCGUUUGCUUGUCAUAUUCUUGGGACUUUAUAACCUUCUUUGUUCCAAUGCUGUCCCAACUUCAAGAAGUGUCAGCCUCUUGCAUGGAUCUCUUCCAUUUCUUCAUGUUUCAACCGACACCCACAUGGUGACUAAAACAGAGGAAGAAGAGAGCCAUGGAAGAAUGGUUGUGGCACUAAAUGACUAUCCAGGGUCAGGAGCCAACAAUCGUCAUACACCAAGGCCACAAUUUAGGGGCUGCGCUGAUUGUUGAUUAGAUUUUACAUUACAUAUUUUAGGGAUUGGUUGGGCUUUAUAUUUUAUAUGAUAUUAUUGGUUUGAAUUAUCUUUAUAUCCAUCUAUAAUCAUAUUAUAUGUAUUACAUGGGAAUAUGAAAGCAGGGUUUGAGCUUCUUCAUCACUCAAUUAAGCUGUUGAAAAGCUGAGAAAAGAGAUGGGUAGAAAAAUUCAUAAGAUUAGGUCAAAAAUGAGUACAAAAGAUAUGUGUACUUUUGCAAAACAAAGAGACCUUGUUUGGCUUCUUUGUUUAGUAAUAUAUAACUUUCAGGGCUGAAAUUAAAGCCUUUGAAACUGUUAGCAUUUUA
This is a messenger RNA of Cucumis melo (muskmelon), 838 nucleotides long. RefSeq lists its product as uncharacterized. The record is from RefSeq and is a predicted model, not a curated record. Bases 233 to 508 code for a protein of 91 amino acids. The transcript has 3 exons. NCBI's taxonomy places the organism in Eukaryota, Viridiplantae, Streptophyta, Magnoliopsida, Cucurbitales, Cucurbitaceae.